Messenger RNA from Galeopterus variegatus (Sunda flying lemur), 6397 nucleotides. It is a transcript of the gene COL4A1, whose product is annotated as collagen, type IV, alpha 1. The record is from RefSeq and is a predicted model, not a curated record. The transcript has 52 exons. Lineage: Eukaryota; Metazoa; Chordata; Mammalia; Dermoptera; Cynocephalidae. Gene Ontology annotation, molecular function: extracellular matrix structural constituent. The coding region runs from base 1 to 5007 and encodes 1668 amino acids. Gene Ontology annotation, cellular component: basement membrane; collagen trimer.
AUGGCUUCCUUGUCCCUUGGAGGCUUCCAGGCAGAGGUGGCCUUCACGAGUGACUUCCGCCAGUGGAGGCCAUUGGGUCAGGGUGGAUGUGCUGGCUCUGGCUGUGGAAAAUGUGACUGCCAAGGAGUGAAGGGACAAAAGGGGGAAAGAGGCCUCCCCGGGUUGCAAGGUGUCAUUGGGUUUCCUGGAAUGCAAGGACCUGAGGGGCCCCAGGGACCACCAGGACAAAAGGGUGACGCUGGAGAACCAGGACUCCCCGGAACAAAAGGGACGAGAGGACCCCCAGGAGCAUCCGGUUACCCUGGAAACCCCGGACUUCCUGGAAUUCCUGGCCAAGAUGGCCCACCAGGUCCCCCAGGUAUCCCGGGAUGCAACGGUACAAAGGGAGAGAGAGGGCCACUGGGGCCGCCUGGUUUGCCUGGAUUCACUGGAAAUCCCGGACCGCCGGGGAUACCAGGAAUGAAGGGGGACCCAGGUCAAAUACUGGGCCAUGUGCCUGGGACACUGUUGAAAGGCGAAAGAGGGUUUCCUGGAAUCCCAGGGAUGCCAGGCUCACCAGGAUUACCAGGGCUGCAAGGUCCCGUUGGCCCUCCAGGAUUUACUGGACCACCAGGUCCCCCAGGCCCUCCUGGCCCUCCAGGUGAAAAGGGGCAAAUGGGCUUAAGUUUUCAAGGACCGAAAGGGGACAAGGGUGACCAAGGAGUCAGUGGGCCUCCAGGAGUACCAGGACAAGCUCAAAUUCAAGAAAAAGGAGACUAUGCCACCAAGGGAGAAAAGGGUCAAAAAGGUGAACCUGGAUUUCAGGGAAUGCCAGGGGUCGGAGAGAAAGGUGAACCGGGAAAGCCGGGUCCCCGGGGAAAACCUGGAAAAGAUGGUGAAAAAGGAGAAAAAGGGAGUCCAGGUUUUCCUGGUGACUCAGGAUACCCGGGGCUCCCAGGCCGUCAGGGCCCUCAGGGUGAAAAAGGAGAAGCAGGUCCUCCGGGCCCACCUGGAAGUGUUAUAGGCACAGGCCCUUUGGGAGAGAAAGGAGAACGGGGCUACCCAGGAACUCCAGGGUUAAGAGGAGAGCCGGGCCCAAAAGGUUUCGCAGGAAGACCAGGCCCACCAGGCCCUCCAGGCUUCCCUGUACCGGGGCAGGUUGGUGCUCCCGGCUUCCCUGGUGAAAGAGGAGAAAAAGGCGACCAAGGAUUUCCAGGAGUUUCCUUGCCAGGACCAAGUGGAAGGGAUGGGACCCCAGGCCCUCCUGGACCCCCUGGGCCCCCUGGGCAGCCGGGCUACACAAAUGGAAUUGUGGAAUGUCAGCCAGGACCACCAGGUAAUCAGGGUCCUCCUGGAAUUCCAGGGCAGCCAGGAUUGGCAGGCGAAGUUGGAGAGAAAGGUCAGAAAGGAGAGGGUUGCCUAGUCUGUGAUACAGCAGGACUUCGUGGGCCUCCCGGGCCACAGGGCCCCCCAGGAGAAAUCGGUUUCCCGGGACAGCCAGGGGCCAAGGGCGAGAGAGGUUUACCCGGCAGGGACGGUCUUGAAGGCGUGCCUGGGCCGCAAGGUGCACCAGGGCUGAUGGGCCAGCCAGGAGCCAAGGGGGAGCCUGGGGAGAUUUAUUUUGACCUGCGACUCAAAGGUGACAAGGGAGACCCAGGUUUCCCAGGACAGCCUGGGACGCCAGGGAGAGCAGGAACGCCUGGAAGAGAUGGACAUCCGGGUCUUCCCGGCCCCAAAGGCUCCCCGGGUUCAAUAGGAUUGAAAGGAGAACGGGGACCUCCUGGAGGAGUGGGAUUCCCCGGCAGUCGUGGUGACAUCGGUCCCCCUGGCCCUCCCGGAUUUGGUCCGAUUGGCCCUGCUGGUGACAAAGGACAAGCAGGCUUUCCUGGAAGCCCUGGGUCCCCAGGCUUGCCAGGUCCCAAGGGUGAAGCAGGAAAAGUCGUUCCUUUACCCGGUCCCCCUGGAGCAGAAGGACUUCCAGGGACCCCAGGCUUCCCAGGACCUCAAGGUGACCGAGGCUUUCCUGGAACCCCAGGAAGGCCAGGCCUCCCAGGAGAGAAGGGUACUGUUGGCCAGCCGGGAAUCGGCUUUCCAGGGCCUCCUGGCCCCAAAGGUGUUGAUGGCUUGCCUGGUGAUGUGGGACCCCCAGGGAAUCCAGGUCGCCCAGGAUUUAAUGGCUUACCUGGCAGCCCAGGUGUGCAGGGCCAAAAGGGAGAGCCUGGAGUUGGUCUACCAGGCCUGAAAGGGUUGCCAGGUCUUCCUGGCAUUCCUGGAACACCCGGGGAGAAGGGGAACAUCGGGGGACCAGGCAUUCCUGGAGAACAUGGAGCCAUCGGCCCCCCGGGGCUUCAGGGAGUCAGAGGUGACCCGGGACCUCCUGGAUUGCCAGGGCCCAUAGGAUCUCCAGGAGUUCCAGGAAUAGGGCCCCCUGGAGUUAGGGGCCCUCCUGGAGGACAGGGACCACCAGGCUUAUCAGGCCCUCCCGGAGUAAAGGGAGAGAAAGGCUUCCCUGGAUUCCCAGGUCUGGACAUGCCAGGCCCCAAAGGAGACAAAGGGACCCAAGGACUCCCCGGCCUCACUGGGCAGUCGGGGCUCCCGGGCCUUCCUGGACAGCAGGGAUCGCCCGGAAUCCCCGGGUUUCCAGGUCCCAAGGGAGAGAUGGGCGUCAUGGGGACCCCUGGGCAGCCGGGCUUGCCUGGACCCGUGGGGACUCCAGGAUUACCGGGUGAAAAAGGGGACCACGGCUUCCCGGGCUCCUCAGGACCCAGGGGAGACCCUGGCUUCAAGGGUGAUAAGGGGGAUGUCGGUCUCCCUGGCAAACCUGGGUCCAUGGAUAAAGUGGACAUGGGCAGCAUGAAGGGACAGAAGGGAGACCAAGGAGAGAAAGGACAGAUUGGGCCAGCUGGUGAAAAAGGAUCCCGAGGAGACCCUGGGACCCCAGGAAUGCCUGGAAAGGAUGGGCAAGCCGGGCAUCCUGGACAGCCAGGGCCUAAAGGUGAUCCAGGCAUAAGUGGAACCCCAGGUUCUCCUGGGCUUCCUGGACCAAAAGGAUCAGUUGGUGGGAUGGGCUUGCCAGGAACACCUGGAGAGAAAGGUGUGCCUGGCAUCCCCGGCCUGCAGGGGGUCCCCGGCUUGCCUGGAGAGAAAGGAGCAAAAGGAGAGAAGGGGCAGGCGGGUCUCCCUGGCAUCGGGAUUCCUGGGCGGCCUGGAGACAAGGGAGAUCAGGGGAUUCCGGGUUUCCCAGGAGGCCCUGGAGAGAAGGGAGAAAAAGGAAGCACAGGCAUUCCGGGAAUACCGGGCUCUCCGGGCCCUAAAGGAUCUCCGGGGAGUGUCGGCUAUCCAGGAAGCCCUGGGUUGCCUGGAGAAAAAGGUGACAAGGGCCUACCGGGAUUGGACGGCGUCCCCGGCAUCAAAGGAGAAGCAGGUCUUCCGGGGAGGCCUGGCGCCACAGGCCCAGCCGGCCAGAAAGGGGAGCCUGGCAGUGAUGGAAUCCCAGGGUCGGCGGGAGAGAAGGGGGAACCAGGUCUACCAGGAAGAGGAUUCCCAGGGUUUCCAGGAACCAAAGGAGACAAAGGUUCAAAGGGUGACGUGGGCUUCCCAGGGUUAGCCGGGAGUCCAGGAAUCCCCGGAUCCAAAGGAGAGCAAGGAUUCAUGGGUCCUCCGGGGCCCCAAGGACAGCCGGGACUUCCCGGGGCACCAGGCCAGCCUGUGCAGGGGCCCAAAGGAGACCGGGGGCCUCAGGGACAGCCAGGCCUGCCAGGGCUUCCGGGACCCAUGGGGCCUCCUGGGCUCCCUGGGCUUGAUGGACUGAAAGGGGACAAAGGAAAUCCGGGCUGGCCAGGAACGCCUGGGGCUCCAGGGCCCAAGGGAGAUGUCGGAUUCCAGGGCAUGCCUGGGAUUGGUGGCUCCCCAGGAAUUGCAGGUCCUAAGGGUGAUUUGGGCCCUCCAGGGGUUCCAGGAUUUCAAGGUCAGAAAGGGCUUCCUGGCCUCCAGGGAAUUAAAGGCGAUCAAGGAGAUCAAGGCAUCCCUGGACCUAAAGGGCUCCCGGGUCCCCCCGGCCCUCCAGGUCCUUACGAUAUCAUGAAAGGGGAGCCAGGGCUCCCUGGUCCUCAGGGUCCUCCAGGACUGAAAGGGCUACCGGGACCUCAGGGCCCCAAAGGACAGCAAGGUGUGACAGGAUCGGUGGGCUUACCUGGACCUCCAGGUAGUCCCGGGUUUGAUGGUGCCCCUGGCCAGAAAGGAGAGACGGGACCUUUUGGGCCUCCUGGUCCAAGAGGAUUUCCUGGCCCACCAGGCCCUGAUGGGCUUCCAGGAUCCAUGGGCCCCCCCGGCACCCCAUCUGUUGAUCAUGGCUUCCUCGUGACCAGGCACAGUCAGACAAUCGAUGACCCACAGUGUCCUCCUGGGACCAAGAUUCUUUACCAUGGGUAUUCUUUGCUCUACGUGCAAGGCAAUGAACGGGCCCAUGGCCAGGACUUGGGCACGGCCGGGAGCUGCCUGCGCAAGUUCAGCACCAUGCCCUUCCUGUUCUGCAACAUCAACAGCGUGUGCAACUUCGCCUCCCGCAACGACUACUCCUACUGGCUGUCCACCCCCGAGCCCAUGCCAAUGUCCAUGGCACCUGUCACCGGGGACAGCAUCAGACCCUUCAUUAGCAGGUGCGCGGUGUGCGAGGCUCCUGCCAUGGUGAUGGCCGUGCACAGCCAGACCAUUCAGAUCCCGCAGUGCCCCAGCGGGUGGUCGUCGCUGUGGAUCGGCUAUUCCUUUGUGAUGCACACGAGCGCUGGUGCCGAAGGUUCUGGCCAAGCCCUGGCGUCCCCCGGGUCCUGUCUGGAGGAGUUUAGAAGCGCACCAUUCAUCGAGUGCCAUGGCCGUGGGACUUGCAACUACUAUGCAAACGCUUACAGCUUUUGGCUUGCCACUAUAGAGAGAAGCGAGAUGUUCAAGAAGCCCACGCCGUCCACCUUGAAGGCAGGGGAGCUGCGCACGCACGUCAGCCGCUGCCAAGUGUGUAUGAGAAGGACAUAAGGAAGCCGGCUCUCAGCUGACGUCACAACAUGGUGCUACUUCUUCUUUACUUUUAACAGCAACGAACCCUAGAAAUAUAUCCUGUGUACCUCACUGUCCAAUAUGAAAACCAUAAAGUGCCUUAUAGGAACUUGCGUAACUAACACACCCUGCUUCGUUGGCCUCUAUUUGCUGAAGGAGAAAAAAAGACAACGAUAAGCUUUUGAUAGUGGCAUACCACGUGGCACUUUUGAUGAAAUGAAACGUAAGUCUAGUCUACAACCAAUGCACUGAUGUGUGAAGUGAGAACGCCAUCAGAAAACCAAAGGUGCUAGGAGGUCUGCAGCGCCUUCCCACUGCUGCCGUCUUCAUUCCUGUGUGAUACAGAUUGGUUUUUCACCCCGGAGAUAAACGUGUGUUAUCGCACUGUCCAGCUGUUUCAAAAUUCAGGCCCCACAGUCUGCACAAAUAAUAGCAAUGUAAAAAAUGGUUUUUCUGAACCUCCAAAUGGAAUUACAGACUCGGUAGCCAUCCCUUCCAACCCCAAAUAUAAAGUGAUGUCUUUCUGCUAUGUGUGGUACUACGCAGCUGCUUUUGCAGAAAUCACAACUUUCCUGUGGAAUAAAGAUGGUCCAAAAGUAGUCAGAAAUUAAAUAUGUAUAUUUUAGUAAUUUAUAUAGAUGUCAGCAAUUAGAUCAAGUUUUAGUUUAACUUCCACCGUUAAAAUAAAGCUCCAUAGUUUUCUUCCUUUACAAGGCUGUGCUGUCCUUUAACAUAGGGUUUUAAACACUAGGAUAUUGAAUGUGAAACAUCAGUUUUCAUCGUUCACUUCCAAACCAAAAAUUAUGUAUUGCCAAAGCCAAACCCAGGUUCACGAAUAUGGUGUCUAUUACAAUGAAACAUGUACUUUAAGCUUACUGUUUUUAUUCUGUAUUACAUAUUUUCAGGGUUUUAAACACUAAUCACAAACUGAAUGACUUGACUUUAAAAGCAACAACCUUAAAGGCCUUCAUUUCAUUAGUUUUCCUCCUUCUGCAUCCUGGCUUGAAAACAGCUCUGUUGAAUCAAAAUAUCAGUAUUUUUACAUGUAAGCACAUUCAGGCCACUUCCUGGUUUCUCAUGAGCUGUGAUCACAAACUUCAGCAGGGUAAUGCGUGGACCGCAGGAGGGCAGAUUUGGACCGCUAUGCCUGAAGUGACAAUUCACUAAAAGUCUCCAAAACGUUUUUAAGACUACUAAGGCCUUUUAUGUAAUUUCUUUAAAUGUGUAUUUCUUAAGAAUUCAAAUUUGUAAUAAAACUAUUUGUAUAAAAAUUAAGCUUUUAUUAAUUUGUUGCUAGUAUUGCCACAGAAGCAUUAAAAGAAAAGUUACUGCAAAAGCUGCUAAUAAAUUGUAAGCUUUGCAUACCGUA